CAAAAACUUUGUUCCGCCCGGUGAAAUGUUGACAAAGAUAACGACGUUUGAGAUAUAACUCAACCUUUUGAAGUCGCAGUCAUGAGUAGCAAGCCUGAAGAAGUAUUAUCAAGGUAGUUUGUGUUGGUGUUGGUGAGAAUGGAGGGAGUUUGCCGUCGGUGUUGCUCGCCGUGCUGUGGCGGCAGUUCACGGGGCAGAGUGGACAGUCUCAACCCGCCGAGUGAAGAGAUGGAGCCGCUUGUUGACGAUUCAGGACAUGGAAGUGUCGAGUGGUUACCAAGGAAAGACUAUGAGAGUCUUGACUAUGACAUCUGUCAUAAUGCUCCAUAUCAAGACAUGGUGGAGGGGAGAGAGUCCUGGGGAAGCCGCCAUAUUGGAUUGAUACGCUGGAUUGUAACAGGACUUAUCGGAGUUAGCACUGGACUGGUUGCAGUUUUUAUCGAUUUCUUUGUCAAAAAGCUGAAUGAACUGAAGUACAGCACUGUUCAAGAUUCUAUUCUAACAUGCAGCAAAGAUGGCUGCCUUGUUCUGUCUCUUCUAAUCCUGCUGGGGUUUAGUGCUGGCUUUGUGCUGAUUGCAAGUGUACUUGUUGCAUUUGAGCCUAUUGCAGGUGGAUCAGGGAUACCGGAAAUAAAGUGCUACCUGAAUGGCAUAAAGGUACCACACGUUGUGAGACUCAAGACACUAGUAGCCAAAGCUGUCGGGGUGCUAUUUAGCGUCGCUGGUGGAUUAUUUGUCGGCAAGGAAGGUCCCAUGAUCCACAGCGGUGCAAUAGUUGGUGCUGGCAUCCCCCAAUUCCAGAGUAUUACAUUCAGUAAACUCAACUUCAAGUUUCCAUAUUUCAGAACAGAUAGGGAUAAACGUGACUUUGUGUCUGGUGGGGCUGCAGCAGGUGUGGCAGCUGCUUUUGGUGCUCCAAUUGGAGGUGUUCUCUUCAGCUUAGAGGAAGGUUCAUCAUUCUGGAACCAGGCACUCACAUGGAGGACAUUUUUCUGUGCAAUGUGUGCCACCUUCACCUUGAAUUUUAUGCUAUCUGGAUUGGAUUACCAGCAAUGGGGAGCUCUGGACCAGACUGGCCUCAUUGACUUUGGACUCUUUGACAGGUGCGACGCUGAUGAUAAAGGGAGCUGCAAUCUCUGGACGGCGCUAGAUCUGCUCGUCUUCAUCGUCAUGGGAUUUUUCGGUGGCCUCUUGGGGGCGCUCUUCAACUACCUGAACACUAAGCUGACCAUCUAUCGAAUGAAACAUCUCGGUGCAAGUAAAAAGUUUAAAAGGGUUUUAGAAGCAAUACUUAUCGUCAUGGUUACGGCAUCAGUUGCUUUCAUUGCUGCUAUGACACUUGGGCAGUGUAAGAAAAUCCCAGCAAACAACGGAACUACAGACGCCAUUUUCCUAUCAGCCGCUCAAGGAAACGGAACAGAACGGACGUUCUUUUGCCCAGAUGGAUACUAUAACGACAUGGCAACGCUAUUCUUCAACUCACAAGAAGUUGCUAUUAAAGAACUCUUCCAUGAAGCAGGGAGGUUCAGCUUGCAAUCUCUUGGGAUUUUCUUUGGAUUAUUCUUUCUGCUGGCAUGCUGGACGUACGGUGCUAUGGUACCUAGUGGUCUGUUUGUACCAUGCUUACUGUGUGGAGCAGCGUAUGGUAGAAUUGUCGGCAGUGUCUUAAAUCAAUACACAGGCUAUGCAGCGAUCAGCAACAUCUACUCUGGUACCUUUGCGUUGAUCGGAGCGGCAUCAUUCCUCGGUGGAGUGGUCCGGAUGACCAUCAGCCUGACGGUCAUUCUAAUCGAAUCAACCAAUGAGAUUAGCUACGGACUACCCAUUAUGGUCACACUCAUGGUUGCCAAGUGGUCGGGUGAUUUAUUCAACAAUGGUCUUUAUGACAUCCAUGUUGAAUUGAAAGCAGUCCCUUUGCUGGGAUGGGAACCUCUCAAGAAAACAGAAAGAUUACGAGCUCAUCAGAUCAUGGAGACCCAUCUAACCUACAUCUACCCUCACACCCGAGCCAGAUCAGUCAUCAGUAUCCUCCGAACCACCAAACAUCACGCUUACCCCGUAGUAACAGAAAACAUUCCACCAAGAGGACCAUCAGCCCAAGACGGAGCCGAUGCCAACAUUGUCAGCAGAAAUUUGAUUUAUAAGAGAAAUAGUACGUUGUCUCGAUGUGACGAACAAAGGCAAAGAGCAUCCUCUAUACGCUCAGUAGAGUUGCACCGAGUCAACCAGUUGAAUCGUGUAGCUUCAGGAAGUCCACACAGUCUAUCCCAUUGUCAUCAGGAUGGCGGGACGGAGACGCCAGAGGACUGGGAUCGAAUCUCUCUCAGAACCAAUCCUAGUGCCUACCCCGGCUGGAUAUCGGACAUGGACAGCUUAGACGGAAACAACGAGCUAAAUGAAUAUCGACCUUUGACCUUUCAUGGGGUCAUACUACGGAGUCAUCUAGUGAUGUUAUUGAAGAAAAAUAUCUGCUACCCCGAAGAUACAUCGAGUACAGCCCAGACCGAACUGUCCUACAGUGAGUUGACUGAAGACUACCCCAGAUAUCCAGAUAUUUAUGACAUUGAUAUUGGUGCCGUUAAUCUCAAUAUGAUUAUGGACGUGACGAAAUACAUGAACCCUUGCCCUAAUACAGUCUCACCUGAAACGCCGGUCUCCAAAGUGUUUAAUAUCUUCCGUACUAUGGGCCUACGACACCUCAUGGUUACCAACAGCAGUGGAGAGAUCCUUGGGAUUAUUACAAGACACAAUCUAACCGAUGAAUUUCUGGAGGAGAAGCUCGAGAUGUACGGCUACAAUGAGCAUUGACAGCAAGAAAAUUAGAGCAUCAAAUUCAAGUUCUGAUGGCUGGUUCGUCAGGGGGUGGGUUCGAAUCCUGGUUCUGACACUUGUGUCCUUUGGCAAGACACUAAUCUAAAACUUUCUAGAGCAUCAAUCUUAAGUUCUGGUGGCUGAGUCAUCAGGGUGCGGGUUCGAAUCCUGGUCAUGACAUAUUUGUCCUUUGGCAAGACACUAAUUUAAAACGUUCUAGGGUAUCAGUCUUAAGUUCUGGUGGCUGAGUCAUCAGGGUGCGGGUUCGAAUCCUGGUCAUGACAUAUUUGUCCUUUGGCAAGACACUAAUCUAAAACUUUCUAGAGCAUCAAUCUUAAGUUCUGGUGGCUGAUUCAUCAGGGUGGGUUCGAAUCCUGGUUCUAAAACUUGUGUCCUUUGGCAAGACACUAAUCUAAAACUUUCUAGAGCAUCAAUCUUAAGUUCUGGUGGCUGAGUCAUCAGGGUGGGUUCGAAUCCUGGUUCUAAAACUUGUGUCCUUUGGCAAGACACUAAUCUAAAACUUUCUAGAGCAUCAAUCUUUAGUUCUGGUGGCUGAGUUAUCAGGGUGCAGGUUCGAAUCCUGGUCAUAACAUAUUUGUUCUUUGGCAAGACACUAAUCUAAAACAUUCAAGAGCAAGAACUGUCUCAUUUCCAAGGAGUAUUAUGUGUAUGUAUUAUGUGUACAGACUUGGGCCCAAUUUCAUAGAGCUGCUUAAGCACAAAAAACUAGCUAAGCACAACAAAAUUAUGCUUACCAGAAUUAGGUUACCAGGCCAAGAUAGCAUGUCACAUGUCAAUCUUUGACAGGUAUCCGUAUCCUGCUUACUUUUGCUAAACAGAAGAUAUGUAAGCUUGAUUUUCUGCUUAAGCGGCUCAACGACAUUGGACCUUGAUCUUCACAGAGGCCAUUACCUCCAUGGUAAACACAGCGGUGCAAAGCAUUUUUGACAUCCAAAAGGUCUUGUCAGUAUUUGACAAUGGUUUGUGAUGUGGCUUUAUUUAGUUUAAUUUUCAACAAUCUUGCUGCAGAAGUGGUUGUCAUUUAAAUGACAACGUUGUACAUAGUUUGUAAUUCAACUCAAUUUAAUUAAGUACUAAUAAACGCCCAUGUAAAGCUUUCACAAUUUUUUAUAAAAUAGAAAGGAAAAGUAAGUAUUCAGUAAGUCAUUGCAUCAAUGCAUCAAUGCAUCAAUGCAUCAAUGCAUCAACAAUAAAAAAGUUGUAAACACAAUGUAUUACCAAUGUUUUCCCAAGCACUCCCCUACAUUCCAUUAUUCCAAUUUGUUAUUGAAAGUACUAAAUAAACUUGAAUUGCCAAAAUAACAAAUAGCUGUUUUUUCACAAUUCCGAUAUUUGCAUACUAAACAUUUUAUUUCGCCAAAAGUACAACAAAAUGUGCUAAUUUCUUACCAAAGCUUAUCUCAUUCUUGCUUUUAUACAUAACCAUUUUUAUAGCAAAAUGUAUAACUUUAUAGAAAUUUAUUGAGAAAGUAUAUGUUUUGAUUGGUUUAACUUUAACUGAGAAAACAACUUAUUAAGUUGUAAAUUUGCUUUAUUUAGGAGGAGUGUGUAGUAAUCGCCUUGAUAUAUAACAGGUUAUUAAAACCAAAGUUUAAUGUCACAAGUUGGAAUUUUUUCGAAAUGUACCAACAAUUGCAUAACUGAACAGUUUAUAAACAAUUUCAUAUUGAUUGAGUAUCUUUGCAUUUCUUUACAAGGCUACAGAUUAUUGUUAUUCUUACAAUAUUUUUAUAGGGAAAGCUCCCAUAAAGUUUCUUAACUAAUCAUGAGAAGCAGUGUGCUAUAAUUUUUAUAUAUUUUUUUAAAACUUCUGUUAAAAAAUAUGCUCAAAGACCUUAGAAAUAAAAUCAACAGUUUUAGGGGAAUAUUUUUUGGGAAUAUUUUUUUCUGGAUGGGUUAAAUAGAGUAAUUAUGUGCAACUUUUAUGCAUUGACAGUAUUAUUUGAAUGUUGGGUGUGAAGCCUGAGGGCAGGCAGUGGGUAGGAAUAAACGCUAAAAGAUAAUGCCAGAAACAAUUUGUUAAUUUAAUAAGGAUAAUUGAAUUUAAGAAAGAUACGGUAAUAAAUGUCUCAUCAUAAAAGGCGAAAUUGAUAAA
Molecule: messenger RNA, 4927 nt
Organism: Asterias rubens (European starfish)
Lineage: Eukaryota; Metazoa; Echinodermata; Asteroidea; Forcipulatida; Asteriidae
Product: chloride transport protein 6-like
Exons: 22
Coding region: 139-2808 (889 amino acids)
Biological process (GO): chloride transport; transmembrane transport
Cellular component (GO): intracellular membrane-bounded organelle; lysosomal membrane
Molecular function (GO): voltage-gated chloride channel activity
Source: RefSeq, a predicted model, not a curated record